Molecule: messenger RNA, 1377 nt
Organism: Priceomyces carsonii
Lineage: Eukaryota; Fungi; Ascomycota; Pichiomycetes; Serinales; Debaryomycetaceae
Exons: 1
Coding region: 1-1377 (458 amino acids)
Biological process (GO): transmembrane transport
Cellular component (GO): membrane; endoplasmic reticulum
Source: RefSeq, a predicted model, not a curated record
AUGAUUCUACGAGCAGUUACAUCCUUAGUUGAGCGAAAGGAUCAGAACACUGAUCUUUCAUUUUUAGAUAUUGCUUUUUUAACUUUUGAAGCGGUUCUAGAGGUUGUGAUUAUUUGCGUUGCUGGGUUUAUAUCGGCUAAGCUGGGAUUGUUGAAUACCCAAAACCAAAAGGUUAUAUCUCAGCUUAAUGUUGACCUUUUUACACCAUGCUUGGUGUUCUCCAAGCUAGCUUCGUCAUUGUCAUUUCAAAAGAUGAUCGACAUCAUUAUUAUACCUGUCUUUUUCUGUAUGUUGACCGGUGUUUCAUAUUUGAGUUCAAAGAUUGUCAACAACUUUUUUCAUUUGAAUAACCCAGAGCUGGAUUUUGUUACUGCUAUGUCAGUGUUUAGCAAUUCAAAUUCAUUACCAGUCUCUCUCACCUUAUCAUUAGCAUACACAUUACCUGAUUUGUUAUGGGAAGAUAUCGAUGAUGACAAUUCCGACAGAGUAGCUUCAAGAGGAAUUCUUUAUUUACUAAUCUUCCAACAGUUGGGCCAAGUACUAAGAUGGUCUUGGGGUUAUAAUACAUUGUUAAGAAGGAGAUCGCCAGAAGAAUUAACUUUGUAUAGCACAAAAAGCUACGAUGAAGAUGAAGCUAGGAGUUUGUUAAUAGAUUCUCAACCAAAUUCUCCAACUGAAGUUACAUCGGAUAACAGUUAUUUCGACGAAGAAAUAGAGAGAGUGAUAGAAAGAGACAAUGAAGAUAACCACUCUAUCAAAAGUUUCAGCUCACCAGUGGCUGUUCAAAGUUAUGGGGUAUCUCAAUAUUGGAUUUCAUUCAAAAACUCUUCUGUUGUCCAAAGCUUCCUCAAAUUUAUGAAUCCUCCUUUAUAUGCAAUGUUGAUAUCUGUUAUUGUUGCUUCGAUUCCUUUUCUCCAAGACCAAAUGUUCAACAAGAAGGACUCUUUUGUCAAUGCUACAUUAACAGCAUCCAUCACGCAAUUAGGGUCUGUAUCAAUUCCAUUAAUUUUGAUUGUCUUGGGCUCGAAUUUAUAUCCAUCAAAGGAUGUUCCGUCUGCGUCCAAACAUUACAAUAGAAUUGUUGCAGCUUCAGUGCUAUCAAGAAUGAUAUUGCCAUCAUUUGUUAUGCUUCCAUUCAUCUCACUUUGUGUCAAGUUCAUUAAGAUAUCUAUUCUAGAUGAUCCUAUAUUUUUGAUAGUCGCUUUUAUCUUAACAAUAUCCCCACCUGCUAUUCAAUUGUCGCAAAUUACCCAGAUAAAUGGAAUUUAUCAAAAGGAGAUGGGGGGAGUCUUAUUUUGGGGUUACGUAAUUUUGACAUUGCCAACCACUAUCUUUAUUGUAGUGACUAGUUUGGAAGUAAUAAAAUGGGCUAAAUAG